Messenger RNA from Leishmania major strain Friedlin, 2982 nucleotides. RefSeq names its product putative DNA replication licensing factor. The record is from RefSeq and is a predicted model, not a curated record. The transcript has a single exon. Gene Ontology annotation, cellular component: nucleus; MCM complex. Gene Ontology annotation, molecular function: single-stranded DNA helicase activity; single-stranded DNA binding; ATP binding. Lineage: Eukaryota; Euglenozoa; Kinetoplastea; Trypanosomatida; Trypanosomatidae. The coding region runs from base 1 to 2982 and encodes 993 amino acids.
AUGGGCGGCAGACGAAGUGGUGAUGGUGCAACGGGAGUCAAGCCCUCCGGGCUGCCAGCAGCCGUCGCAGCAUCGGCGAAGACCGAUGCGUGGAUGGACGCGCUCUGGGAGAUCCACUGCGGCACCCCCCUCGCCGGAGCUGUGCGCUACACCGACGCCAUUGUCGAGACCAUGUGGGAGGUGUUUCAACCGCUCCUUAGCGAGCUGGAUGUGUACCCGCUCGCCAUUGCCGAUGUGCAGCCGGAGACGGUGACGGCGGCGACAGCCGCCACGGUGCCCUUCACGGACUUUAUCGUUCUCCGUCUUAUCGAGCCUACAACGCCUGUCAGACACGGGCACAGACACCGCGGUGGUGACCAUGGGGACGUGGAGGAGGACCCCCAAAACGAGUUUGGCAACGCCUUGACCGCGGUAAUGCGGACCGCGCUACUCGAGCAGCCGUGCAUCGUGCUCGCCCUCGUGGAGUUCUUCACCGCCGUGUGGCUGUACCAGUACGAAGCACGGAAGCUGAGCACGUCGCAGACUGGGCAGCACGGCAAGCAACGCCAAGGCGACGGCGGUGCACAACGCGUAAGGUCUCCUAUAGUAGCAUCAGCGGCGUCGCGGGCACCGGCGCUUCGCCGCGUAUAUGCGGCCGUGAGCGGUGAUGUGCGCCACGCAACGCCGUUCGACCACCUCGGCGCUGCACAGCUUGGGCGCGUGCUGACGAUCAGAGGAACGGUCGUCCGCAUGAGUCCGGCGCGCAUCUCGUGUGUGUGUAUGUCGUACCGCUGCGGUCACUGCGGCGUCGUGAAGAAGCAAGCGGCCCAAGACGGUGUGCUCACCUACCCGGGCCCGUGCGCGAGCGCGCGCUGCCGCGGCUACAAGUGGACUCCGCUAACGGACCAGGCGGUAUGCGAGGAGGUGCAGCUGCUUCGGCUGCAAGAGCACACGACCUUCUUCGACGCGUCCUCAUCGCCGGCCUCGCCUCGCGACGGCAGCGGCGCCACUCAGCAACACGGCGGUGGUAGCAAUAGAGGCAACACUGGCGGCAGCGGCAGCCAGCGCAUGGGCAGUGGCGGCAUGCAUGUCAUGAUCGAGGUGGAGCUGCGGACCCCGUGGCUCGACGCCGUCACGGUGGGCGACUGCGUCUGCGUGUGUGGCGUCUUAGAGACGCGGCGGGGUGAGGGUAAGCAAGGCGGCGGCAUGCAGCAGGUGUGCCUGCGCGCCAGGGCGGUGCGAAGUCUGCGCAGCCAGGAAACCUCUGCCAGCUCGCCCUCCUUGAGCAACAUUGCAGCUCUGCAGCGCCGCCAACGCGAUGGAGCGCUCCUCUCCGCAACUAUGGGUCCCGGUAGCUGCCGCGACGGCCCUUGGCGGCUGGCGCACGGCGGCGGUGCCGCCAUGUUCGCGGAUGGCACCAGCACUGGUGAUGCUAUGCGCGGCGACGGCGAAGGGGAAGCGGACGGCGAGCUGAUGCUUGGCACUACCGCACAGCUCGGCGGUGUUGGACCCACGGCCAUCACGGCGCUGCCGUCUGGCGCCCGUGUCUCCUUCUCCUCCGGGUUCGACACCUGGUCUGCCGAGGAGACGGGGCGCUUCUACGAAGUUGCGCGCCACCCGCAGUGGUUUGCGCGGCUGACGGCCUCAGUGGCGCCGUCGAUCUUCGGCAUGGAGCUGGUGAAGCAGGCUCUGCUGCUCUCCAUUGUCGGCGGCAACCGUGAUAAGAAUGGCGGUGAGACGCGCAGCAGCAUUCACGUCCUGCUUGUCGGCGAUCCAGGGCUUGGCAAGUCGCAGCUGCUUCGCGCGGCCUGCGCUGUAGCGCCGCGCAGUGCGUUUGUGUGCGCGCACACAUCGUCGUCUUGCGGCCUCACCAUGACGCUGACGCGGGACCCCGUGUCGGGCGAGACGACGUUCGAGGCCGGCGCCGUCGUGCACGGCGACGGCGGCAUCACGUGUCUCGACGAAAUCGACAAGGGCGUGCAGGAGCACAAGGCGCUGCUGGAGGUGAUGGAGCAGGAGACGGUGAGCCUCGCCAAGGCCGGCAUGAUAUUCUCCAUGCCGGUGCGCACCUCUAUACUGGCUGCCGGCAACCCCAUCGGCGGCCGCUUCGACGUGCGCAAGUCCCUCGCCGCCAACGUGAACCUCUCCCCGGCGCUGCUCAGUCGCUUCGACAUCAUCGCGUGUCUGCGCAACCCUCACGGGAGCAGCGGCAACGCACAGCAGGCGCUGACGGACCACGUCCUCCAGUGGCAUCGCCGUGCCCCCGCGGGUGGGGAUGGCGGUGAGGGCUGCAACGGUGGCGGGCGGGGCCGCGGGCACGGCGCUGGUCCUCUGCCGCUCCCGCUCGUGCAGCGCUUCCUCCUCUUCUGCCGCUCGCAGUGCCAGCCAACGCUCUGUCGUGAGGCGUGCGACGUCCUGCAGACGCACUACCUCGCGCAGCGUCAGCACCUGCCUCAACCACAGUACGGGUUCGAGCACGGCGCCACGGCUAGCUGUGCGGGUAGUGCGGCAGGUCACCUCUCAGAUUCUGGCAGCGUCUCGGGGCCACUUCCCAGAGCUGCCAUGGGACUCGAAGCUACCGUGACCCCGCGUUACCUGCAGGCUCUCAUUCGCGUCGCCGAGGCGCGAGCGAAGCUGGAGCUGCGCCACGUGGUCACCCGAGAAGAUGCCGAGUACGCGGUGCAGCUGCUACAGUCGUGUCUGCAUUCGUUCGACGGUCUUGCCGCGUCGGGCUCAGCCGCGAUCGGCGCCACAGCAGGCUCAGCGGAUGUCGGAGCAGGCAGGAGGCCCACAACGCUCAACCAACGUGAUGCCGUGCUACAACGACUCAAGCUCGCCAUCGUGGAGGAGAACAGCGGCGUCAACCUGUUCACAGAGCAGGCAAUCCUGGACGUGUGCGAAUCCGUCGGCUGCCGCAGCGCCACGGCGAUGCUCCGCCAGCUGAAUGAGCAUGGCUUUCUCUUGCAGAAAGGUGGCAGUAAGUACUGCCUCCGAGGGUGCUGA